Acipenser ruthenus (sterlet) is the source of this 2471-nucleotide messenger RNA. RefSeq names its product PRA1 family protein 3-like. Bases 41 to 613 code for a protein of 190 amino acids. The transcript is spliced from 3 exons. Gene Ontology annotation, biological process: negative regulation of transport. Lineage: Eukaryota; Metazoa; Chordata; Actinopteri; Acipenseriformes; Acipenseridae. The record is from RefSeq and is a predicted model, not a curated record. Gene Ontology annotation, cellular component: membrane.
UAAUCAGCUGAUCUUUUCCUGUAGUACCAGUUCCGCAGUCAUGGCUGGAAUUAAAAUUGCACCACUCAGACCCUGGGACGAUUUUUACCCAGGGACCGAUCGAUUUGCAAAACCAGACUUUGGUGAUUUAACAAAAUGGAACAACAGAGUCGUGAGCAACUUACUUUACUAUCAAACCAAUUACUUGGCACUGACUAUCGUUGUUUUUCUGAUCGUGGGGAUUUUAAACCCCCUGGCAAUGAUCCUCGGAGGAGUCGUGGUGACCUUGGUGUUUCUGGGCGCUGUCUGGGCUGGAGAAAACAAGGCUGUGAUCAAGAACUUUAAGAAAAAAAACCCCACCGUGUUUGUGGUUGCUGUUAUGGGAGCAAGUUACUUCCUCGUCUCACUUUUCGGGGGGGUGAUGGUGUUCAUAUUCGGUAUCACAUUUCCAAUACUCUUGAUCUUUAUCCAUGCCUCGCUGAGACUUCGGAAUCUGAAGAAUAAAAUGGAGAACAAUAUGGAAGGAGUAGGGCUGAAGAAGUCACCUAUGGGGGUCAUUCUCGAGGCUCUUGGGCAGCAAGAAGAAAGCAUUAACAAAAUUGCAGAUUUCAUUGCUAGCAAAGUCAAAGAGUAAUUGAAAACCUGACCAGUAUAAGCAGCAUGAUUCUAACCAUGUGGUGCCCUAACUAUUUCAUUUUGUAUUACUGGAACACUGUAAAAACAAAAUUGCUUUCCAACAAAUCUUGAAAAUCAUUGGUUUUCAAAGCCACAUUUGAAUCCCAUUGCUUUGUUGUUCACAGUGUCCAUUACUCCCUCUUGCAUCGUUUGCUAUAGUUUACCUUGUCUUUUAUCAAAUGCUAUACUUCUGUUGGUAAUAAGUAAUUAAGCUAUAAGCAGACUGUCUAGAAUAUUAUAACAAUGUUUAUAACAGUAUAUUGGAAAUAAAAGUUGCAUACUCAGAGUGGAUGUUGUUUUCUACGUACAGUAUGGUUGCAUUUAUAUUGCUGUAAACUAUUGCAUACCAAUAAAGGGACAAAAAUAAGGCAACAUAAAUGUAAGCUACAGAAACUAUACAACUGCAUGUCUGGAUAUUAGAAAAAGGGUUUAGACUCAAAAGUAAAAUUAAUGUGUCAGGAAUUCCAGUAUGUAUAUAAUAUAUUUAGGCAUUUUCAGCACAUCCAUGUUAUAUUAAUUGUAAACGGCAUAGGAAUGACAUGUUUGUGACGACCCUCUAUUUAUUAAAAAUAGUAGAAUAGUAAAAGCACAUUAGCUCGCAGUGCUGCCUCAUAAGCUUUAACCCUGUCUUUCUUCUAGCAAUCUGUUAGGUACAUUUACAAUUAUAUAUGUGUUAAAUACAGACUGUGAGGCAUGGAUAAAGCCUGAACCAUUCUGUUGGCAGCAGUUGUGUAGGGUUCUACUUUUGUAAGAUGGUUCUGAUUAGCACAGCAAUAUAAUAAACAACAUUCCAGAUAAUUAUCAAGAUGGCUUUUCUAUUCCAAAGUAGAUUGCUGUGCAUACGGUAUGUCAUUUUUGCAGUGGAUUUUCUUUGUGGAAACAGCUUAAUAAAAACCUUAAAAUACGUCUGACGUUUUACUUUAAAAUUAAUUGCAAGCCUUUCACUCCCUAUUUUCAGAGUUAAGUAAAUUACUGACAUUGCACAUGGUAUACCUUUUUAAAUAUUUCUGCCAUCCAGAGUAAAGCAAUAAAAGAGAGUAAAAAAUUGCAAUAUAAAUAUUCUGUAUGCAUUACAACUAUUAUCAUGAAAAUAAAUAGCCAAUUAAAGCUACCUGUGUAAUUUAAAUCUAUAUAUUUCUUUUCAAAAUUAUUGUAUACCUUGUAUUGUUUUACACUUUUUUUUUAAUGCAUGUAUGUGCUGAACUGUUUGUGCAAUAUUUGCAUUGUGACAUUUUUUUUACUCCAUUGAGUUCCAAUCAGUAGGUGCAGUUUUUGCAGCAAAGAUAGACAACAACAACCCUAAUGUGCUGCAAAGGUACAUGUGUCCAUUUUUGGAGGCCUGUCUGGUUAAGAUCACAAGACAAAAACAACGUUGCUUCCAUGACCAGUAACUCACAUUACAAAACAUCAAUGCUAAUAUAGUAGGCACAUGUUUUGGCUAUCCGCCUUGUUUGGUCCUAUAAUUACAUGCAGUGUUCUAACCUUACUACAGCUGUACUGUUACUGACAUGAGCAGCCUCUUGACUGGCAUAGAUAAGAUUCAUAAAUGGUUAACACAGAACCAAUGCACCAGCAGUGCUGGUAUGUAAACUAUUCAGAUGUAAUUUGAGCUGCAAUCUGCAGUGGGUAUGUGGGAGGUUUUUUUUGUUUUGUUUUAGUCAUGUUUAAUAAGAGAUUCACUAAACUCAGUUCUGGUUGCUAAUCCAAUUUAUUCUAGUACAAAAAAGUAUUUUGUUUAUAUGCAAUGUACCUUCCAAAAAUGUUUGUCUCUUGCAAGUGCAAUGCAUUGGAAAAGUUAAAUAAAAGAAUGAACAAUA